This is a messenger RNA of Apodemus sylvaticus (European woodmouse), 2809 nucleotides long. RefSeq names its product Jupiter microtubule associated homolog 2 (gene Jpt2). The record is from RefSeq and is a predicted model, not a curated record. The coding region runs from base 68 to 640 and encodes 190 amino acids. The transcript has 5 exons. Gene Ontology annotation, cellular component: nucleus. NCBI's taxonomy places the organism in Eukaryota, Metazoa, Chordata, Mammalia, Rodentia, Muridae.
GGUACCUGCGCGGGACCAAGCGGGAACCGCCGCGCGGCGGCUGUGGAAGCGCGGGGCGGCGGCCGACAUGUUCCAGGGCGCGGACAGCCAAGCUGGCGAGUCGGGCUCCAGAUCCAUGAAGCCCCCAGGAGGAGAAUCGAGCGAUCUUUUUGGAAGUCCAGAAGAAAGUAUUCCUUCAAGCAAGCCUAAUAGGAUGGCAUCUAAUAUUUUCGGACCAACUGAAGAACCUAAAAACAUACCCAAGAGGACAAAUCCUCCAGGAGGCAAAGGAAGUGGGAUCUUCGACGAAUCGACUCCUGUGCAAACUCGACAACGUUUGAAUCCACCGGGUGGGAAGACCAGUGACAUAUUUGGGUCCCCAGUCACUGCCACUGCGCCUCUGGCACACCCAAACAAGCCCAAGGAUCAUGUUUUGCUCUGUGAAGGUGAAGACUCUAAGUCUGACCUGAAAGCCGCAACAAACUCCACACCCAGAGGAGAGCAUGGCGAGAAAGGAAGCUCAAAAGAAGUAGAGCAUGCAAAGAUACCGGAGCCCACACCUACAGUUGACAGUCAUGAGCCCAGGCUGGGGCCACGACCUCGCUCCCACAACAAAGUCCUGAACCCACCAGGAGGCAAAUCCAGCAUCUCUUUCUAUUGAGAAGCUCCUGCUCUGUAACUAGAUCAGACAGAGAUAUAGAGUAUUGAAUGUUAGUGUUUCCUUUAACUCAGAUGAGUUGGGGUGGGAGAGGGUUUGUCAUGUGUGUAGGGUUGACUGCUCAUAGGCCUUGUUGUCAUUGGAAGAGCUGCACAGAGGACUGUCUGUGCCUUCUAGACUGCCAAGACAUACAUUGUGGGGAUAAACUGGGAUGUUCUGGUCCCUCCUCUCUAGUUGCUGUCUGUGAAACAGAUCUGUAAAGUUGUGGGGAAGGCAGAAGAGCUGGUGCCCAUUAACAGAAGGAUGGCCAGGGUCUUUCUCAUCCUUGUGUCAGCAGUCUGCUGGCUGUUGGGCAUCUAAGUAUGGUUUGGUUGAAAAAGAACCCAAACUACCCUCGCUGUGGUAUGGAGGAGACACAUAUAAACAGAAACUCUUAAAGACAAAGUGACGUCUACAUUAAGCCUUUCAGGAAAUGCCUAUCACUAACUGCUUCCACCUCUGAGAUACCUCGGAACCCUAAUGUCUCCUCUCUUCCCCACAUUAUGUCACUCUGUAGUACCGAAACAUGAUUGCUCUUUGUGGUAGCAGUCAAAAGGAAAUCAAGCCGUUAUUCUCAGUCCUGUCCUAGGUGGAAGGUUUUUUUUUUUGUUUUGUUUUGUUUUGUUUUGUUUUUUUUAAUACACCAAUCUUCUGAGUUGUCCCAUACCUGCACCUAAAUCCAUGGCCAGUUCUGAGGUAGCAGUCUGUCUUCCUCUACGGUUGGCUUGGUUCCUGUCAUGCCAGAUUUGUAUGUGGGUUGUUCCUUCUGUUUCUUUCAUCAGCCUUAAGCACAGGCCUUAGUUGCACACCUGUGAGGGGUUCUCCCUACACUAAGGUCUCUGGCCUCUGCAGGGCCAGAUGUGUCCAGGUGUUGGGUGGAUUCCUGUUCUCCUGCCUUGCCUUGUUCCCUUAGUUGGGAGGAAAGCCUGCUAAAGGACGUUGGCUUGGCUGCUUUAGCAAUGUAUGGAAAGGUGUUUUUAGUGUCAGCUUCUUACAAAUACCUGUGCAUUGCUUCAACACUUAGAAAAGUGCUACUCUGUACACCAAAGCACAAAAGCUGCCUUUAGAAAGCUUUAGACUUCUUGACCUUGCUUAGGCCAGGAUACUAAGUGUUUUGGCAGUAAGGUCAGAACUGUCAUUUGACAGCAGAGGUACUGGGCUCCAGAGUCAUGUCACUUCCUGUCAUCCAAAUGUCCCUCCUGAGGAAUUCCUUGUUUCCCUUCUGGUGUGCAUCUGUGAAAAGGGUUUCUAAGUGGUGCUACUUUUGCUUCUAGUGCCUACAGAGAGCUUCACAGCAGGUGCCAAAAAGGCCCUCAGUAAAUUUUGGAAAUGUGGUGAUCCUGUAGUCACACGCCGACCUACAAGUGCCUGCAGGAGCCACCUGCCGAGCUCGGCUUCCUACCUGGUCUAUUGAGGGGUCUGACCGUGGCUCUGUCAACCAAAGAGUUUCCCUCUUCUGCUACCCUGUAUCCUGAAGCCAAAUGAAAUGUCUUACAUGUAUGAAAUUCUGUAACAACUCAAAUGGUUUGCGGUUCAGUCAUGAGGAUGUCUUUUGGAAUUCAGAUCAUUUUUUUUUCCAUUUAAGAAAAUGUCCUAAAUGAUGUUGGCUUUAUUUAGCCCAGACACUAACUUCUUUAGCUUAUAAGGAAAUAAUACAAUGAUAGAAAUAAACCUUUUAUAACUGCUCUCUUUAGUAGAAAAUGAUUUGUGAGUUCCAAAUUGGAUUGUCAAGAGGAAUCUUACAUCAUCGCCAUGCUGAUCCCGUUGUUAGCCCAGUGAGAGAAAAGCUUCAAGCUCCACCUGCUGUCCUGGAUGGCUGGGAGGACAUGGGGAGCUGCGACAGUGACCCACAGCAGCAGCUGCCUUACUCAGCUCCUUGUCCUUCUGUCUCUUCCGCUGCAGCUGGGCUCAGUGCAAAUCUGAAUUAAUGCCCAGCUAAACCCAGUGGUAUACACUUGUCACCUACAUUACGCCUUAAAAUUUUAAGUGUAUUUGGUGCCAACAUUUUUCUAUCGCUGUGUCAAGAGUAAGAAACCUGUCCAUACAUCAUAAUGCUAUUUUGAUAGGAACAUUUUGUUAUUUUUAUGAGGCAGAACUGGGUAUAAUGGUUGAAUUAAACUUAGUAACCACGUA